Molecule: messenger RNA, 645 nt
Organism: Lactuca sativa (garden lettuce)
Lineage: Eukaryota; Viridiplantae; Streptophyta; Magnoliopsida; Asterales; Asteraceae
Source: RefSeq, a predicted model, not a curated record
AUGACCACCACAUGCUACUACCACCAACCACUACUCACCACUCAUCACCACUACUACCACCCAUCACCACCAAACACCACUACCUGCCAUAAUCACCCCUACCCACCACCCACCAUAACAACCACCCACCCAUCAUUACCACCCACCACCACUAUGACCACCUCCCAUCACCCAUCACCACCACCCGACACCAUCUCCCUCACCACCACCCACCACAACAACCACCCACUCAUCACUACCACUCACCCACUACCCACCAUUAUGACCACCACUCGUCACUACCACCAACCACCACCCAUCACCGCCACCCAUUUCUACUACUUAUCACUACCACCCACCACCCUCCACCACCAACCACCCACCACCCACCACCCACCGCCACCACCACCGACCAUAACCACUCAUCACUACCGACCACCAUCACUCCCACCCACCACCCAUCACCACCACUGGCCUCCACAACCCAUCACCACUACCCAUCACCAUCACCGACCACCAUCAACCAUCAUCACUACCCACCAAAACCACCGGCCACCACCCAUCAAAACCCCUCGCCACCAUUACCUCACCUAUCACCCACCACAACCACCACACACCACCACCCACCCACCCACCACCUUAUAUGUCACCCCCACUGCCCUUUAA